AUGUCACCCUCACCCUCCCCAUCACCCUCCCACCCAUCGGCCUCGACGCCGCAUCUUGAGGAGUCUCAACUUCCAAAAGGACAAUGUCGCUAUAUUCUCAUGAUACCUGAGCUCAAAGGCCAGCGCUGUGGAUGUAUGGGCUUCGACCACAACAAAUCACGACCUGGUGCGACAUGCAACUGUGGUCACCUGUCCUGCUUCCACAUCACUGCAGCCGAUACACCAACACCCAGUACAAACAAGUCUGAGAUCGAACUAGUCAAACACCAAAUGCAAGUUUUGGAGGAAAAUUUUAACCGGAACGACCAUGAUCGAUUUUCGCAUGUAAUUGCCCGCAUCAGUGAAUUGGAAGAGGUUGUCGAGAAGAACAAAGAGGAAGCCGAAGUUGAACUCAAAGCUUCAUAUCGCAAUGCGUCUGCCGCCUGGGCACUCGUCUCAGAAUUGCAACAGCAGAUGAAGAACAUGGAGCAAACUCUGCAAUCCUACAACGAUCAGAUGGUUAGGACGGGAAGAGAAGUCGAAGAUUUACGCAAUCGCCAACUUGAGUUGUUGGACAGUGACGAGGUAUUGGAGGAGAGAAUCGAAAAGCUCGAGGAUGCCGAGCCGCUAUUGUCGCCCCCUCAAGAACCUGGCCAAGACGAUUUACUGCUGGAUGUAGUCCAUCUCUCGCCUGCAACUACCACAGUUUCUAAACCACCAUCGAAACUACUAGACGGGCUGUCGAAAGCCCAAUCCUCACCCACGGAAUGCCCAAAAUCAUGGACAGUGCAUGUAUCUCUCAUGCCCUCCAAGGACACCCCCUUCCCCUUUGAAAAAGACACAACCUCUUACAAGAGAUGCCUAUCCCGCGGACUUCACCGUAUGUUGGUAGUGGAGGGAGAUGAUGCCAAGUCAUUCACAGAUGCCGUAUCACGAGCAUUUGAGUCCUUGCUGAAAGGGCGGCCAUGGGUACCAUUACAAGCAAAGCUAUGUGACGCAGAGCGACUGCAGGGCUUGCCGAUGCUGCGUCCCCUGGAGCUCAGGCUCGCGCAUGGCCCUUACGACCGGGCCUUCCUCAGCCAACACUGUGCUGUAUUAGAUGCCAGUGGCAAAAUGGACUCGCUAUACAUCGCAAUGGCGCACGACUCUUUAUCGUGGAAUUUUCUUAAGCGAUCGCCCGUCUACCUAGAUGGGCUGGAGGCCUCUUGGGAACGCGACAGCAUGCUUGACAAGAGAGACGAACAAGGCCUGCCAACCAGAGAAAACCAUGGCGAUGAGGGUGAUGAGUCACCUCCUGCCGGCAAUAUCAUUGGGGCUUUGACAGGCUUUAAGCGCAGUUUGUCUGAGAUUUCCUGCUCGUCGCUUGAUGACACUGAAACUCCCGUACCCAAGAUGGCACGAUCAUGCAAGACGUCUCAACUGGAGAUGCGACGCGGAGUAGAAACUGCGCGAUAA
Molecule: messenger RNA, 1434 nt
Organism: Fusarium sp. VM40
Lineage: Eukaryota; Fungi; Ascomycota; Sordariomycetes; Hypocreales; Nectriaceae
Source: the annotation of a GenBank genome assembly